AUGAGGCUGGAGAGGGUGGUGUUCGCGCUGAACGGGCGGCGGUACAAGGUGGGCGCCGGCGACGUCCACCCUGGGACCACGCUGCUCGAGUUCAUCCGCAGUUCUGCACCCAGACGCCAUUCACCGGCACCAAGCUCGGCUGCGGGCGUCAUGGUUCGAGUGCGGUGCUAUCGGUCAUGCGUACCAUUGCUUUCUGUGAUUUUUGGGUCGACAUGCGUACGUUGUGGUCCAAGCGUACAUCAUUAA
Messenger RNA from Triticum turgidum subsp. durum (durum wheat), 246 nucleotides. The record is from the annotation of a GenBank genome assembly. NCBI's taxonomy places the organism in Eukaryota, Viridiplantae, Streptophyta, Magnoliopsida, Poales, Poaceae.